UGAGUGGAUCUCGGUGUCCAUUUGCGUCGCCAGAGCGUUGCAGCUUUAACCGGUCCAUCAUGCCUUGCGGUGUCCCAGUUCAGUUCCGAUGCAAUUUACAACAAGCUCUGUGGUCCUCCCUCGCUGAUGAUCAGAGCAGAAAGCAAACCGGCAGAGCGGCAGAUGUUGAGAGCCCCAUGUCGGAUGUCCAAUGACCGGACGGACGCAUGUUUACAUUCAUAAAGGCGGGGAUGCACCCACAGAUCUGAUGCAGGCGCGGAGCAGCGCGGAUAAACAGAAUCUCCCGCAUGUAACCCGCAUAACAUGCAGCGGAAAGUACCGGAUUUGAACCCGGAGAGAAAUACUGAGGCUACCGCACAACAGGAGAGUUUCAAAUGCUCUGACACACAGUGAUCGACUGCUGAAAACAGGAUGGACAGUUAAACAUUAUUAGUACCCCCUUGUGGUAUGGAGGAAUGAGGGCCUCUGGAUGAAGGCCAUGGAGCUGAAAGUGUGGGUGGACGGAGUGCAGCGCAUCGUGUGCGGGGUCACGGAGUUCACCACAUGCCAGGAAGUAGUCAUUGCUUUGGCACAAGCCAUUGGACGCACUGGCAGGUAUACUUUGAUCGAGAAAUGGCGUGAGACAGAACGUCACCUGGCUCCACAUGAAAACCCUGUAGUGUCCCUUAACAAGUGGGGUCAGUAUGCCAGCGAUGUCCAGCUCAUCCUCCAACGAACCGGCCCGUCUGUUAGCGAGCGGCCCACUUUUGACGUGCAGGCUCACGUCCCAGAGCGUGGCUUCUACCGGCAGAGUCUGCCACCUCUGGCCAAGCUCCGCCCGUCAGGGACAGACCGCUCGCUUAAACGAAGGGAACCCAAACGCAAGUCUCUGACCUUCACUGGAGGGGCUAAGGGUCUGCGGGAAAUAUUUGGGAAAAGCAGAGAUGCUGAAGCCAAACAGCCCCAGCAGCGGGGUGUGAGUUUGAACCUGAGCAGGGUUGGAGGUGUUGGAGUAACUUCUGUACCUGGAAGUCCAGCCAGAGAGCUGAGCCGGCUGGUGCAGCUGCAAAGAGACAAACUCCAGGCCCUGGAGAGCCGUCUGCUGGGCUGCGAGGCCGAGCUGCAAGACUGGGACGAGGCCACCGGCAUGGCUGAUGAGGGAGAAAACUUGGAGGGGGAGCUGCUACUUUUAGAGCAGCAGGUGAGGAGGAACGAUGCAGAGAUGGAGGAGGAGGAAUUCUGGCAGAAUGAGCUGCAGAUCGAACAUGAGAGCGAGCGUCAACUGCGGCAACAGCUAGUGGAGCUGCAGGGCCGGGUACGCGACAGCGAGGCCAAGCUUUCAGAGUACCUGGCACACAUACAGAGCAUGGAGGGAGGCCUGGAGCAGGAGCGGCUGCAGCAGCAGGCCGAGCUCAACCAGAGGGUCAAUGACGAGGAGGUGCAAGACCAGCUGGAGAAAGUGAGGGCCGAGCUUGAAAUGCAGAGCCAACACACAGCGCGGCUAGAGAGCAGCUGCAGGGCGUUGGAACGCUCGCUAGGCCAUUCCAGCAAGAGAUUACAGGAGAAGGAGCAGGAGCUGGAGCAGCUGACAAAAGAGCUACGGCAGGUCAACCUGCAGCAGUUCAUUCAGCAGACUGGUACCAAGGUCACCGUGCUGCCUGCUCAACCUACAGGAGAAAACAACAACGAUGUGGACUCUGGCUCUCUGAAACGACUUGGCUCUUCUCGGCUCUUACCCAGCAACCUUCGCACUCUUCAAAGCACCGUGUCCUCCAGCUUCAACCCUGAAGGCAUCUACGUUUGACCCCUUAAACUGUGCGGGAGACAUUAUUUUAACAGAGUCAGCCUGAUGUUAGUAGGGCUGUUCAUAUGACUGGAAGGCCCCAAUAAUUUACUCCCCAAACUGCUGAAAUGCUCUUGAGCAAGGCACUGAAAGAAAGUGUGGAGGAUGUUGGCAAAGCCAUUACAGGGAGGAUGAGUGGGAUAUCACAAAGAACCAGUUCUUGCAUCUGUUUUGCAUCUUUCCUGCUCUGCCUCCUCUUUCAUCAGGACUGGGACUCACACUGAUGUCAUUAUCCAUUUGCAAACUAACAUUCAAUCUGUUAGUACUCCAAUGGGUGAGCAGUCUACUGAAAUUCAAAUUUUCGCAGAAUAAAAACAAACAAACUUCAAGCCAGCAGAUGUAUUUCUGCCAAACAGUGCAGAUGAACUUUAUUUUUAUGUUGUAAGUCAUGAACUGGAGGAUGCAAAGUUUGGACACAUCGGACAUGUAAACAUAAUCCCUGCACGAGCAUGCACAAACACUGACGCCAUACCUGUGCUAUAACCAUAGCCAUAUCUGAUUGCCUUACUCUGGUGUUUUAAAACCAGACGUCAAUAAUGUUCAAACCGAACUCAAGGUAGCUACUGAACUAUGCGCCAUAUAAAUUUGAACAUACAUACAUACAUACAAACAUACUUCAUCACUACAACUACAACAAUUCAGGUGAUAAGUCUAGGCAACUGAUGUCAGUUUAACUCAGAGUUAGUGGCUCAAUCCUUUUCUUUCACACAAGUUUGAAUCUUAUUUUAUUGUUUUUAAGCUGGAAUACAUUUGCUUCAUAUUUCCUGUGUUUGACAAAAAAGAAAAAAAUGUUUGCCUAUCAUAUCACGUAAAUAAUAAAGAGGAGAAAAUAGAUGGUGUAACCUCAUCAACUAUUGGACAUUUUUGAUGAAAUAGUUUGGCUCUAGGUUCAUUUUUAUGUCAUAUCUGGUGCAUAGCCAUUAAUCUCAUCUUUGUUUCACUUGAUCACUUUCUCCAAAAGCUCUGAAAUGUGAAAGGAGUGAGUGAUGAGAGAGGCCUUUGUGCCUGCAGUGUAAAUCCAUCUUGGAAAUACAUUAUGCCCCAUCUGACCACCGGGUGGCGACAAAACAUAUAUUAUUCAGAUGGGUGAAAGUUAACUGUGUUAAAGCUACUCCAGAUCUGAUGUUAUCUGUCUUUAUUCAUUUUCACAGGUCAGACAUGACUGUGCAUAUUGUUUUUGUUACAAAGCCUCAGCACUUUCAGUGUAUAAUCUGAGGUGCCACUUAGAUUGUUUGACGUGUUUCACUGUGUUCAUCAAGCAGGGACACACUUCUAAAAACAGUAUUACCAUCUGAUUUUUAAUGAACUAAAGAUGUCUCAUAUGAACCAAAGCUAGUGUGAAAAACUACAAUAUUUAGAUGAAUGUACUUUUUUAUAAACAUGCAACUUAUGCCCGUGAAGUAUACCAACUUGAGUCAAAUAGUAGUCGUGUUUUCAGUUUUAAUGGUUUGCUGUUGUUAUUCCAAUUCCACAAAAGUCUGGUUGUUUGCAUUUACCUAUUUUCUAGUUGAUUUCUCGCUGGGUUUCUGGGAUAAAACGGACGCAAACUGUGGAAAUGUAUGGGCUCAAAUAAGGGUCAAUACGCUUUUGAACUUGAAAUCUGUUGAAGUCUGUGGUUGUAUGUGAAACCUGUGAAAAAAGAAAAUUGUGAUUUUGUAGAAAAGACUUGCAGUUGUGAGAAUGUCUAAA
This is a messenger RNA of Sander lucioperca (pikeperch), 3511 nucleotides long. RefSeq names its product Ras association domain family member 8b (gene rassf8b). The transcript is spliced from 9 exons. NCBI's taxonomy places the organism in Eukaryota, Metazoa, Chordata, Actinopteri, Perciformes, Percidae. Bases 470 to 1783 code for a protein of 437 amino acids. The record is from RefSeq and is a predicted model, not a curated record. Gene Ontology annotation, biological process: signal transduction.